This is a messenger RNA of Engraulis encrasicolus (European anchovy), 5545 nucleotides long. It is a transcript of the gene igsf8, whose product is annotated as immunoglobulin superfamily, member 8. Bases 424 to 2325 code for a protein of 633 amino acids. NCBI's taxonomy places the organism in Eukaryota, Metazoa, Chordata, Actinopteri, Clupeiformes, Engraulidae. Gene Ontology annotation, cellular component: membrane. The record is from RefSeq and is a predicted model, not a curated record. The transcript is spliced from 6 exons.
CAAUGUGGAGCUGUGUUAUUACAACCUGAAAGGUGCGAAUUGGGCGAGUACUAAAUUAUAGCGCGUAACCUAUGCUAAUGCUUUGAGUAGACAGGAGUGAUACGGGUAGUAGACCAUGUUUGGGUGUUGCUUAGACCUGGGGAGAGGAGCAGUGCUUUGAAACAUCCACCGCUCUCUCAGUCACGUUAUGACAAUCAUUUGUGGUUAGCCAGCUGACGCGCGCGCCUUAUCAGUCCGAAACCGUCUAAAUUAUUGGAUUUGGGGGCACAUUCCGGCUGAAUUUAACCGUGCACUGUCUCAUUUGGAUGCUAGACGCAAUUACCGAGGAAUAAUGUGUGAUGUAUUGAAUCACAGCUCUGAACCGACAAGCUAGUGGCAUCUGCAACCAAUCACUUCUGGAACCGAAACGGGGCUUGUAUCGGCAUGGCACCGGGGAGGAUAGCAAUCGUCUGUUUACAGUGGGUGAUCCACAGUGCGCUGUGUCGCGAGGUGAUCGUCCCCAGUGGCCCGCUGUACCGCGUGGCCGGUUUCCCCCUGACGCUGCCGUGUGCCGUCACGGGCUACGAGGGCCCGCGCACGCAGGACUUUGAGUGGUUCCAGUACCGGCAGGACACGGGCGGCCACCAGAUCGGGGUGGUGUCCACGCGGGACCAGGACUUCCCCUACGCCCCCUUCCAGGGCCGGGUGCGCUCGGGGGAGAUCCGCGUGGAGAGGGACUCGGGCGACCGCUCUCGGCUGGUGGUGCAGCGGCUGCGGCCCGACGACCAGGGACGCUUCGAGUGCUACACGCCCAGCACCGACACGCGCUACCAGGGCAACUACAGCGCCUCGGUGGUGGUGAAAGUCAUCCCCGACACCCUCCUCAUCAGCCACCCGCGCACCUUGGGCAGCCAGCCAAUGACGGAGGGCUCGGAGCUGCAGCUCACGUGCAAAGCCGCCGCCCAGUCCAGCCAGCACACGCACGUGUCCGUCACCUUCGGGGUGCGCGGGGGGGCGGGAGCCGCGCUGGGGCCCCCGGGGGCCCAGGGCCACACCUUGCGGGAGAUCAUCUCCGUGGACCGCUCGCUGGCCGUGCUGCCGGGUCGCAGGGGCUCGUACGAGAAGCGUUACGCGGCCGGCGAGAUCUCGGUGGAGAAGAGGGCGGGGGACAGCAGCGGCGACCUGUACGUCAUGACACUGCGCGCCGUCACCCCCGAGGACUCGGGCGCGUACUUCUGCGAGGCGGCCCAGUGGAUCCAGGACCCCGACAUGUCCUGGCAGAGGAUCGCCCAGCGGACCCUGGAGCUGGGCAACCUGACCGUGCAGCCCCUGGCGGACACCCUGGUGGUGAGCUCCAACCCCAAGGGCGACGUGACCCUGCAGGUGGGCUCCCCUCUCAGCCUGACGUGCCAGGUGUCCGGGGUGGGCUCCUGGAGCCGCUCCUCAGUGCUGGUGCAGUGGAUGAGGCGCGGCGGCGGCAGCAGCGCUGGGGGCCCCGACGGCUCCCCGUCCUCCUCCUCCUCUGGGGGGGGCGUGGAGGUGGAGGUGGCGCGCGUGGGCCCCGACGGGGCGGUCAGCUGGGGCGACGACGCACAGCGGCGCCAGGGGGCGGCCUCCAUGGAGAAGGAAGCGGAGGGGAGGUACACGCUGCGGCGCUUCGCCGCCUACCCGUCGGACGCCGGGGUGUACCGCUGUGUGGUGAGCGUCUUCGCGGGCAAGCCGUACCCGAGUCCGUCCACCCCGGCGACGAUCACCCAGCGCUCUGAGGGCGUGAUGGUCAACGUCAGGACUAAAGACGUGAGUGUGUCGGCGGUGGCGGAGGUGCCUCGCGGCCCCCUGCUGAAGAGAGGCAACACGGUGACCAUCCUCUGCAACGUGACCGUGGCCACCUCGGGCCCCUCGCAGGUGGAGGUGGCAUGGCUGUACCGGCGCGACUCUAAGGAAGGGCUCGGCGAGAAGCCCCUGGCGGACGACCCCGGACGGCACAUGGCCACCCUGACCUACGACGGCCUGACGCGCCUCCACGCCAACGACACGGAGAUCAGCGUGGACCGCCUGGCGCCGCACUGCUUCCGCCUGAGGGUGCACGCCGCCCGGGUGGAGGACCAGGGCCACUACCAGUGCCAGGCCGGCGUGUGGGCACAGGACCCCAAGGGGGCGUGGUACUACACGGGAGCCAGGGCCGAGUCCGCCACCGUACGGCUCUACCUGUACGCCAGAGUCAUGGAUCUUCUACUCAUCCCCCUGGUUGUCGGGGUGUCGUCUGCCCUCUUUGUGGGUGUGGUCAUCAUCGCCACGGUGACCUGUUGCUUCAUGAGGAGGUUGGCAAGGCAACGGUCAAAGUAGAUGCUAUGGACUUUGCAUCCCCAGCCAAGCCCAACUGUCUGACUACAAGGCCCAUGUGGUUUAUAGGCAAUGGAAUGCCCAAUCGUCAUUGCAUACAUCUUUUACAAAAUAUGAACUGGGAUACUUUUGGUCACUGUUGUGCCACUGUUGUGCCAACAGAGUUGACUUCACAAGAUGAAAACGGGGAGAACCAACUAAAUGUUUUUGCACGAUUUUACACAACGGAACAUACAGUAUGUAGAACUAAAGAGCCUGGAAUGGUCCGGAUGUGAUUCUGUACUGUACGUUUGCACACUUAUUGAAAUGUGAAGCUGGCGCUCUUAUUUGGCCAUGCAUGCGGAUAACCACUAGUCCUUGAAGGAGAUUUCCCAUGGACACGGAACUGGAGAAAGCGGAACAUAAGUGACAACGUGGAAAUGCACACCAAUGUCUUGGUUUUGUUACUGUUUGCUCUGAUACCAGCCACAAAGGCCUGGGAUAUCUGCAGGAAACCAUGCAUGCAUGCACAUUUCGCUGCCAUGUGUAUUUUAUGUCAAUUUUGUGUGCAGUAGGACACCUGACACAAGAUACACAGACGCGUGCAUACAUACGGUGCAAUAUUGCCAUACAACCUUGAGGGGCGAUCUUCCAAACUUCCAUGUUGAGUGUGCAUGUUACAGUCAAACAAUGGUGGAAAAUAUGAAUGAGAGUCCCGUUGACUAGUGCUCUGAUAGCUCCUUUGCAAGUACUGUAUUCGUUUGCACACGGUGGUGCACACAAGUUAAUUAAGUCACGCAGCAAGUACUAUAUUCGGGGCCUAAUUUCCACCAUGAUUUAUCACAACUUCCCUGGUGCUUGCACAGCUAGUCCAGUAAGCUGAUGCAUUGGAACACAAAGCUGAUAACACAGUCUGUGUUGACUUCAAUUUGAACAACGGGCUAGUCUUUUUUUAAUACAUAGAAUACAUUCAAAUUGUGAGUUAUCAUAUCAGAUUAAUAGUAUAUAUUUGUCAUGUUACAUAUGUAUAAAGAAAACAAAUAAGGAAAUGAUAUGGACAGAUCUUUCAUUGUAAUUAUCAACAGCUCACUUGAGCACAGAUAUGGUUUUGUGCCAAACAAGAGGGGCAACCGGGGAUGCUGUCGUGAAAGUAGCCAUAGCAGGAGACUUGCCAACGGUUCCCAGAAACUACUUCUCAGAACGAACCAUCCAGGGGUGGGAUUUAUGCUGUCUGUUGCUAUUGCGGUGAUUAAGCCCAGUUGUGGAUGACUGUAAAAGGUUGUCGAAUCCACUGGUAAGAACAGGAUGUCAAAACACGGGCGAGUCGAGAGCAUUCUUGGCACUAUCACCCUCUGUCUUAGUACUUAGUACAGAGUACUUAGAACGCUGUCUUGUGUUUUUUUUCUGAUAUGUAAUAUACACACAAGGGUGAUUGAGGAAAUUAUUGUCCCGUAUGUACAUGCGCUGGUUGAUGUUUACAAAUGUUGUCACUUCUUUGUUCUGCCCUCACAUGUAAAAAUGUCAGUUGUGGACAUCAAGGUACGAAGCUAAAUGACUAAAUGUUACUGUGCAGAGCGGUCAGCGUGCAGCAGUUACUGCCAGUUUCGCACUUAAACUGUACAUGACCACAAUGGUGCACCCUUAUUCAAACUAGAUUCAAACAUUUCUAGAUGUUGCGAUUAGUUUUUAACUAUUUUUAAAUGUAUAUUUUUGUUGUGUUCACAUAUGUGUUCAAGGAGACUUUUUGUAUAUACUUUUUUGUGUGUGAAGAUUUUAACGUCUUCUGAAUUCUUCUGAGGACUUUUUUUUCUAAAACAUUAUCUUUCAAAGGCAGCAUCCUAACUGCCAUUGUCAUUUUGCCCUUUUGUCUUUCAAGUGUCACUCUCCCACAAAGUCAUAUGUUCAGUGAAUCCUCUCAGAAUGACAUCUAUUGGCAGCAAUCUAAUUUGACGGUGCUGGCUCAAAGCUUCACCAUCUCUCUUCACCCUGCAGGGCCAGCUGUUUGGCUGCCCUGGCACUGACCUCUCACUUUCAAGCACUAGUUAGAAAAAAGAACAUAUAUUGGUGGUGGUGGUGGUGUAACCCUUUGAGGAGUAAGGAUUUUCGCCCAGUUCUUCUAGAAUUUCACGUGAAACACUCUACAGCUCCCAUAGAAGUCUGUGUUAAAAAUCUUUCAAAGUCCUUAUGACAUCGUAAUGAGAACUCAACAUUUUGGCAAAAUUCUAAUCACAUAUUUGUGAUGGUACUCCUCAAAGUAGUUAAACUAAGCAUCUGAGAGUUACAGAGCUGUGGUGCUGCAAGCUGAUUUUUGUUCAGCAUGGUUGGCCAAGACGACCCCCCCACUCCACCCCCCACCCAGGGCCGCCGACAGCUUUGGCUGGGCCAGGGACAAUUUCAUCUGAAAGCCCCCCACAACUGAUCUCUCUGUCCUCCCCCUGUGGGCUAGCUCCCCUGGUCCCGAACUCCCAGCAACCAUCCUCGAAUGAACUCCCCACCCACACGUGACCACAGCCAGGAUGAGAGAGGGCCUGCUUGAUCUGUGGGGAAUUCAUGCUGGUAGGGAUUUAAUCCCUGUGUUUAUAGAGUGUCGACCAGCCCACCCAUCCCCCCAUAGUGCACUCCUUGGUCAGAGUAAUGCCAGCUUUAAACUGUGCUCCUAUGGCACGCUUCUCCAUGUGGCUGGUGCUGUAAUGCUCUGAGAUUUCUUUUUGAUUGAAGCAGAAUAAAUGCCUGCUUUGGUUUUGCCCCACUAUAAACUCUCUCCAGCCAUGAUAUGUAUGUAAACCUGCUGAUUUGUGUCGGGAGAUACUGCAGAAGGAAUGUGAUUCAUUUUGGUAUUGUAUGAGAACCAUUUUGGUAUAGUAUGAGAACCUUGUAUGAGAGCCGUAGUCUCCUCUGUUGUGUUGAAGUGUGUUGGGUUUCGCCAGACACAUUGUUAUGAUUGAGAGCUCUGCUGUUUGAGUUGCUCAGCUAUUUGGUUUAUUUUUUUACCUUGCACUGCUUUCUAGGGCCACUGACAGCCUUGCAUCCCUCCCCACCCCCCACCCCCCCUGCUUUGUGACCGUGAACUUGAAAUGCCGCUUACAAGUGAUGAAGUUAUUUUGUGUCAAUGUUCACAAUUUAUUGUGUGUGUGUAUGUUUGUGUGUGUGAUAGUGUUUUGGGAAUGCUUUCACACAAUGAAAUAAAUCAUUCCAGACCUAAAUGUUCUAAGCCCCUUUUGAAUCAUUCUUAGCGGUUGGGACA